ACAUGUACAUGGAGAAAACCCUUGUUGAUAUAUCUCUAUUCAAUAUUACACCGUGUAUAGGAAAUGUACAAUAGAUCGGUCUUAAUCCUGCGCACAACGGACUGCUCAUACGAUCUUCUACUUUGACACGCAGGCUUGCUAUUUUCGCCAAGCCGUAUUAAAUACAAUUCCGACAUGACUUCUGACACUGAAAAUACUAGCAUGUAGUAAUCGAACCAGGCAAUGGAGGUUUUUUAUUCCGACGUGUAAAUGUUUUAUUUAGACUACAUGUGGAUUAAUAAUGAAACAUUACCGCGUGGCAGGAGUAUAGGGCAGUGAUAGUCGGUGGGACUAACUCCGGACCAGAGGUAGUUUCUUACAUUCUUGUCACAAUCAUCUGAGACCUACAAUGGACAACAUGUCAGUUCCAACGUAUCACGUGGUAAUGGACGUGGACUGUACCAGUCAUCCUAUUAUGGUAGACCCUGAAAAGGACCCGUAUGUGAACAUUAAACAGAGGCUGUAUAGAACUUCCUCGUUCUAUAAAGACUUCAAACAGCCCGAAAAUGAACCUACUUCCAUCGCAAAACAGUGCAAGGAGCAGGUCUCCAGCAUGUGCGCAUGCACAAGUGAGAGGCGGAAAAAGUUCUGUCAUAAACUCUUACCUUUCAUCAAGAUGUACCAGAAAUAUAACUGGAAAUUAGAUCUCCCAAGUGAUAUUAUCGCUGGUUUUACCGUCGGAAUCAUGCAGCUUCCACAAAGUAUGGCGUACUCGAUGUUGGCUGACCUCCCCCCUGUAGUAGGCCUUUACAUGUCUUUCUUCCCUGUCAUGGUCUAUUUCUUCUUCGGGACAUCAAGACAUAUAUCAAUGGGAACGGUUGCCGUGGUCAGUUUGAUGACGGGGUCAGUCCUGGCCAGACUAGGACCUCAGUACACAGAGGAGGUAGCAGGACGAGGAUGGUCAGGGAAUGGAACUGAGAUGUUCUUUGGCAAUUCUAGUGUGAACAUGUCGACUACGACGCCCGGAGCGCCCCCUGUCAACCUGUUAUCUAAACACGAUAUAGACAUGCAGAAGAUUGCCAUAGUGUCUUCCUUCUGUCUCUUAGUUGGGAUCAUACAGGUGAUAUUCGGGGCGUGUCGGCUGGGGUUUGUGACUACCUACAUGUCCGACCCACUCGUCAGUGGGUUUACCACAGGCGCAGCCGUCCACGUCUUUACCAGUCAAGUCAAGUAUAUUUUUGGGCUGGACAUUCCACGAUUCGGAAAUCUGUUCCAGAUCGUUUAUACAUAUAAAGCCAUAUUCAGCAGUAUCCACGAGGCGCAGUUGGCUACAGUAGUAACGUCAGCUGUUUGCAUUGUGUUUAUUUAUCUUGUCAAAGUCCAGAUCAACCAAAGGUUUAAGGAUAAACUGAAGGUUCCUCUACCUAUCGAGUUAUUUGUGGUUAUCAUUGGGACAGUUGUUUCACAUUUCGCCAAAUUCAAGGUUAAUUACGACAUGAAAGUCGUCGGUGAGAUUCCUGCAGGUUUGCCUGACCCGAUCCUACCCACCUUUACGGGUAUGGGAGAAUACUUUAGUGACGCUGUCAUCGUGGCCAUAGUGGCGUUCGCACAGUCUGUGUCAUUGGCAUCUCUGAUGGCUAAAAAACACGGCUACGUCAUCGACUCUAACCAGGAGUUUGUAGCGUAUGGUUUUGGUAACAUCUUCGGCUCAUUUUUCUCCUGUUACCCAUUUGCCGCCUCUGUUUCUCGGAGUUCUGUACAAGAUUCAGCAGGAGGAAAAUCUCAGAUAACGAGUCUGUUUUCGGCAGCGCUAGUUCUAGUUGUUAUCCUUAUCAUCGGACCAUUGUUUGAAUCCUUGCCAAACUGUGUGCUAUCGUCAAUCAUUGUUGUUGCCCUGAGGAGUAUGUUCCUGCAGAUCUUUGAACUAAAGAAGCUGUGGAAAGUGUCUGGUUUUGACUGCAUGAUCUGGAUUGUGACGUUCCUAGCAGUGGUUAUCCUGUAUGUGGACCUCGGACUCUGGAUCGGGCUUAUCUUCUCCUUCUUCACAGUUGUCCUGCGUACACAGAGGGCCAAAGCCAUUACACUUCAACGGAUAUCAGAUGUUGACAUUUACGCUGAUGACAAGAAGUAUAUGAAGACACGGAACAAUCCCGGGGUACGAGUUAUCUCUUUUAACUCCCCUCUCUACUACGCCAACGGGGAUAUAUUCCUCCGUCAAAUCUUCACCAUUUCCGGACUGAAACCGCAGAGAGUUCGUAAGGAAAUUAAACGGUUCGGGUCUGUUGCGGAAUUUAGACGAAAUAGCAGCCGCCUACAAGUCACUAGCAACAACAUCGUCGCAGACCAGGAAGGGAUGUCCAACGGCAACUGCAGUAAUGACAAAGACAAGAACGAUAACUCAUCGGCCAUGGUACAUCACAUCGUCCUCGACUUUGCUUCUGUAUGCUUCGUGGAUUCGGUCGGAUGUAAAGUUCUUAACCAGCUCUUCAACGAUUAUAGAUCUAUUGGUGUCAAAGUAUUCUUGGCCAGUGUCAGCGAUGAUGUUUGGUCGGUGUUAAAAACCACGGGUUUCCUGGAGAAGUAUGAGAAGAACGUAUACAUGUCUGUUAACGACGCUGUCGUCGUGGCCAUAUCAGAGGGGGAAUCUUUUAACGAGGAUGAGUCGGAAUCGGAAAGCAAUGCGGAGGAAAUCGACUCCAGACCAGAAGACAGGGUAUCACGCAUAUUUAGAAAAAAGGUACAACGAAGCAAGACAGAAAAGGUAAACAAUCCAUCACAUGGAAAAGCGUGCUGUGCAGUGACUAUCUGUGACAGCAAACAGUGACAAGCGAUAUCAGGAUGACUGGGUCUGUUGAAACAGGAAUAAAUCAAGUGUAAGGAGACAAAGACUCAAAUUUCAUGAAAACUUUACAAAGUGACACAAAUCUGUUUGUUAAAAACUUCAUUUUGUUACGAAGAAAUAUCAAAGAAUCUUUAUUAUAUCGCGAUGUCGUUCUUUCAUAUAAAUAUAUAUAUAUAUAAGAUUUCUCUUUAGCAGCAUGGGGCAUCCCGGUAAAGGAAUGGAAAUAUCGCUUAAUUAGUCUACAGUCUCUGCAUUUUACUCUGAGUGACAGAGUAUAUAGUAUAUAGUUGAUAGAAUAGUGUUAACUAGCUGACACAGGAUGCUUGAGUCCUCUGUAUGCGAUCAAUCAUUUUAUUACGUCACGGUAAAUGUUUUUAAUGUAUUAAUGUGUUCUUUUGAGCGUUUGAAUUUGGUUAAAAAGAUAUUUUUGAUGCAAAUAUUUGUAUCUCAUUUGAUUGUCAGAAUAUAAUUACGAUGGAUAUCAUUUCAAAUCAGUAAACUUUGUAACACCCAAUAAAGUAACCCCAUCACUAGUGUGACCCGGUUUAUAUGGGGUACAGAUGCAACCACUAUUGUACUCACUCGCAGGAGUCGAUAUCUUUUUAACAUCACCCACUUUUGUACCCGUUUACACCAGUGGGUACAGAUGCACUACUGGUGUAGCCGGAUAACUAUUGUUGAUGCUCAGUAGUGGAUAGAGAGACAAUAAUGGAUGGGACAGAUAAUUACCCUAACAGGCUAAGACUAUCAGAUAUUUUGUAGAUAUUUCUUUUAUCUAGUCAAAGCUGUGUUUACGUAAGACUUCAACCUUAGUAAAAUAGUCAGUGAAUUGUAAACAAACAAUAGUAUUCAUCAUUCUUACGAUGUAGAUAUGUGUGCAUACGUCUUAUUAACACUAUUGGUGAGUCAUAACAUCACAAUAUGUCUUAAUAUGUAUAUAGUUUAUACCCACAUAUGUAUCAUAGUAGGAAAAGAGAAUAAUUGUGCAUAACUCCUUAGCCACUUGCCAUAAUGUUGGUAUUUUAUGUGAAAUCAAUUAGUUUUCACGUGUAUCUUCUGCUGUUACGCAGCAAACGACAUUUUCGCUAGAAUUCGGAUUGGCGAAAGAAACCAAGAUAGCUGUGUCUGGAAAAAGUGAUUCUACAUGUUAACAAGUAAACUGUGAUUAAACACGUGCUUCAGUAUUCUACGAACACGUAUUGCCUUAAUGCAUGAGCGUUGUAUAUAUUUGGUUGAUUGUGAUUGAAGUUAACGUUGUGUAUAUCAUCAAUAUGUAACGUGAUUUCAUCACAAAUGUUAUUAAUAAAAGGUGCCAGUUCAUGGUUCGUCAUGUAUUUUUAGAUGCAAACAUAGCCAUUUAAUGUUAUUGUUAUAUUCCUACAUAUAUAGAUAUAUUGGGACCAAAUACACUUUUGAAAUCAAAAAAGAUUGCGAUUUUAUUUUUAUAUGAAUUGCUCUCUUGUAGAGCUUUACUGUGACCCGCACGUUUUUAUACAUUGGUGCAAAGCGAACCUUCAACCACUACACUUGCCAAAAGCCACCCACCAUGUGUAACAUUUAUAUAUCAUAUUAAAGGUGUCAUGGAAAGGUAAGCGUUUGGCGUGCAACAUGUGGCAUUCGUCAUUCUGCGUCCUGCCUACUACAGAAAGCGUUUACCAUUUAACCCAGGGCACGAUGAACAGACAUGAGAAGACACUGAAUUCCUUUAGCUAAACAUCAAUUUAGAUUGACAUUUUCCCAUUAGAAAUCCAUCCAUUUUCUAAUUAUUGUUUUUAUGUAAAUCUACAAUGAUUAGAUAGGGGAAAACAGGCUAAAGAUAUAUGCAGCGAGUAUAUUAUUUCCCCCUAAAUGUAAAGACAACAAAAGGUUUCAGUAGAAGAAUGCGCACGGUCAUCGGACCUGAGCCCGUAGUCAGAAAACCGUUCUCAUACUCAAGCAUGGCAAACGGUUAGGUGUUAACAUUGGAAACAGUGUUCGGCUUUAAGUCUUUCCCAAAUUCUUCCAUAUUAUUGACAAAAUAUGAUUUCUUUAUUAAUUUAUCACGGAAACAUGAUAUUGAGUUUGAGCAGUAGAAUAGUUUCAUAAAUACGGGCCCUGGUUUCCAUUUAUGAAUUAGUUGUUUUAACAAAAUAAAACUUGUCAUAGAUCAUGGGUAGCCUACAUACUUUCCUAGAUUUCACAGAGGACAUCAGGACGGAUACCAUACAUUAUUGUAUGUGGUGACAGAAACGCUUACACUUCCGGAACAUCUUGUUUCAGCUCCGGUUUUCUGUAAUGGUUUAGGGCGUAGCGUGUCUGCCGUGAUUUACUUGUUGUUUUCUAUCGGCCGAGUUUGAAUUGAAGA
Messenger RNA from Mizuhopecten yessoensis (Yesso scallop), 5165 nucleotides. Its product is annotated as solute carrier family 26 member 10-like. The record is from RefSeq and is a predicted model, not a curated record. Bases 389 to 2803 code for a protein of 804 amino acids. Gene Ontology annotation, cellular component: membrane. Gene Ontology annotation, molecular function: bicarbonate transmembrane transporter activity; sulfate transmembrane transporter activity; oxalate transmembrane transporter activity. Gene Ontology annotation, biological process: transmembrane transport. NCBI's taxonomy places the organism in Eukaryota, Metazoa, Mollusca, Bivalvia, Pectinida, Pectinidae. The transcript has 19 exons.